UCGGUCCGGCCCAUCAACGUCCGCCGCCGGAAACUCAGGGCAGCCAAAACCCUAGCCCACCUAUAUAAGUAGCGACCCAGGCAAACCAUUCCAGUCGGAUCUUCUCCAGCCGCCGCCAUGUCGAAGCGAGGGAGGGGAGGUUCCGCGGGGAACAAGUUCCGCAUGUCGCUGGGUCUGCCGGUGGCGGCGACGGUGAACUGCGCGGACAACACCGGCGCGAAGAACCUCUACAUCAUCUCCGUCAAGGGCAUCAAGGGCCGGCUCAACCGGCUCCCGUCCGCCUGCGUCGGCGACAUGGUCAUGGCCACCGUCAAGAAGGGGAAGCCCGAUCUCCGUAAGAAAGUCAUGCCCGCCGUCAUCAUCCGCCAGCGCAAGCCGUGGCGCCGCAAGGACGGAGUCUUCAUGUACUUCGAAGAUAAUGCUGGAGUGAUUGUCAAUCCGAAGGGUGAGAUGAAAGGAUCUGCUAUCACUGGACCCGUUGGCAAGGAGUGUGCUGACCUUUGGCCAAGGAUUGCCAGCAACGCAAAUGCCAUUGUUUGAGAGCUGAUGAGACAGUAUUGUUUGCAACCGUGCUGCUAGGAAUUUUUUGGAACAGCUGUGUUACUACAUUUUGUUUUGGCUUCGUGGUUUAGUAGUGAACAGAAGAAGUUUGUCUACCAGUAUAGUCUUUGUCUAUCAGUUAUAUGCACUGUUUUUGUGAAAAAUUUUUGUCAUGAUUUUACUCUACAGCCUCUUGGUUGCUGCUGGCAACUGAAUUUAGUCCUGGACAAGCGUGCUGGGUUUUUUGUGUUCUCGGUUUGAUCUGAUCCGAAUUUUUAUGUA
Brachypodium distachyon (stiff brome) is the source of this 822-nucleotide messenger RNA. RefSeq names its product 60S ribosomal protein L23. Gene Ontology annotation, cellular component: cytosolic large ribosomal subunit; ribosome. Gene Ontology annotation, biological process: translation. Gene Ontology annotation, molecular function: structural constituent of ribosome; large ribosomal subunit rRNA binding. The record is from RefSeq and is a predicted model, not a curated record. The transcript has 4 exons. The coding region runs from base 118 to 540 and encodes 140 amino acids. NCBI's taxonomy places the organism in Eukaryota, Viridiplantae, Streptophyta, Magnoliopsida, Poales, Poaceae.